Oxyura jamaicensis (ruddy duck) is the source of this 2452-nucleotide messenger RNA. RefSeq names its product NIPA like domain containing 3 (gene NIPAL3). Gene Ontology annotation, molecular function: magnesium ion transmembrane transporter activity. The record is from RefSeq and is a predicted model, not a curated record. NCBI's taxonomy places the organism in Eukaryota, Metazoa, Chordata, Aves, Anseriformes, Anatidae. The transcript has 12 exons. The coding region runs from base 389 to 1615 and encodes 408 amino acids. Gene Ontology annotation, biological process: magnesium ion transport. Gene Ontology annotation, cellular component: membrane.
CUGAGCGGGGCCGAGCGUUGCGCUCGGCCGCGGGCAGGAGGCGGGGGCGAGGCGACUGGGCCAUGGGGCCGCUGAGGCAGCAGUGUCAUGUUGGAGGAAUGUAACAUUUUUACUGCCCCACUAACUCACUGGAAAUAUUGGUUCGUCUCUGCCUGCAGUGCCUAUCCGAUCUCAGUGUAGCCCAGUGGAGGAAGAAGAGCAGCAGAUAGAUUACAGAGAACUUGUUUGUGCUUCAUGGAUGUAAUUGUUUGUCCAAGCUAAACAGGAUGGAUGGGAAGAACUGGUACUAAGUUCCAGAUAACAUGGUUCUAGCAGAGUCCAAGUCUUUUCUUUAAAGAGAAGUUCUGGCAUCUCGGAGGCUGAAAACCAAACACUUGAGUAAACAAAAAUGGAAGGAGGCAACAGUCCAAAUCUGCAACUUCAGCAACUCCCACUGGCCACAGCAGCGGUUUCUGUGCAGCCACACACAGACUCCUUUUCUUACAAGGAGAACUUGAUUGGUGCAUUACUAGCUAUUUUUGGGCAUCUUGUUAUCAGUAUUGCACUCAACCUUCAGAAAUACAGCCACAUCCGGUUGGCAGGUUCCAAAGACCCUCGAGCUUACUUCAAAACCAAGACAUGGUGGUGUGGACUGUUUCUGCUGGUGCUGGGAGAGCUGGGAGUGUUUUCCUCUUAUGCUUUUGCUCCUCUUUCACUGAUCGUGCCUCUCAGUGCAGUGUCUGUUAUAGCUAGUGCGAUCAUAGGAAUUAUAUUUAUUAAAGAAAAAUGGAAGCCCAAGGAUUUCUUGAGGCGUUAUGUUUUAUCCUUUGUAGGCUGUGGUUUGGCAAUUAUUGGAACUUAUCUACUGAUAACAUUUGGACCUAAUAGUCACGAGAAGAUGACGGGAGAAAAUAUCACUAGGCAUUUAGUGAGCUGGCCAUUUCUGUUGUAUAUGCUUUUGGAGAUCAUCGUAUUCUGCCUGCUACUGUAUUUUUACAAGGAGAAAAAUGCAAACUACAUUGUAGUUAUUCUCCUGCUGGUGGCUUUGCUGGGUUCCAUGACUGUUGUGACAGUGAAAGCUGUGGCAGGCAUGAUUGUUGUCUCAAUACAAGGAAACCUACAACUCGACUACCCAAUAUUUUAUAUUAUGUUGGUGUGCAUGAUUGCUACAGCAGUCUUUCAAGCAACAUUUUUAGCUCAAGCCUCACAGCUGUAUGACUCGUCUCAGAUUGCUAGCAUCGGCUAUAUCCUGUCCACAACAAUAGCUAUCACAGCAGGGGCAACUUUCUACUUGGACUUCACUGGCGAAGAUGUUCUCCAUAUAUGCAUGUUUGCACUUGGGUGCCUCAUAGCAUUUCUAGGUGUCUUCCUGAUCACAAGAAAUAGGAAGAAAUCUAUUCCCUUUGAACCUUACAUAUCAAUGGAUGCUAUGCCAGGCAUGCAAAACAUGCACGAUAAAGGGAUUGCAGUUCAGCCUGACCUCAAAGCUUCCUUUUCCUAUGGCGCCCUAGAGAACAAUGACAACAUGCCAGAAAUUUAUACUCCAGCUACAUUGCCAAUAGUGCAGGAGCAACAUGGUUCCAGAGGAGUUUCUGCUCCACCCUACCGGGUGCUGGAGCACAGCAAAAAGGAGUGAGUGACUGAUCUUUAAGGAACUGAUUUGAAUCUUCAGAAGUAUGACCUUUAUUUAUUUACCUGUUAAAAUAUAAGCAAGUGUAAAACCAACCUUGAUAUAGUUUAAAGCUUGUCUCAAACUUAACUUUCAAGGCUGCUUAUUAAAAUAAACAGCUCUCUAUAGUUGUGAAUUUGAAAGUGUUCAUCUUAGCAAGAAGCAAGUGACAGUUCUCCAUUGAAGGCUGCUAUCUGGGAGUGUGAAAUGCAGAAUGCAGUGUCGUGGCUUUAUGAAACCUACGGGAUGACAGACACUGUAGAAAUGCAGAGCUGUGGGAAGAGAAGUGAUCAUGCAAUUUUUAGCCCUGCUGGCAGUGAGUUUAUCUCCAAAUAAAAGUUUUCAGGGGUUGCUCACAGUGAGAGGAGGGAAGGAUUUAAUCUCUUACAGAAACUGAUGGUUUUCUGGAAAAGUUGUAAAUCCUCAUGUCUCUAACAUAACCACCAAGCUACCUUAACAUGGCAAUAAAAUGUAAUCAUUUUCAAGCAUGAAUAGUUGAACUUACUGUGUCUUCUUGGGCACUUCUGGUAUAACUGUUCUCCAGCUAGCAUUAAACGUAUGCACUGAGCACAUGAAUUAUUUUUAUAGCACCACUGGAUUAUAUGGCAGUUUAGAACAAAGAUUGUUUGCCAGUUUUCUGGUUUCAUAACAAAAGCUUCAAGUUGAAUCAAAUGGUACAGAGGGAACAUUGUGAAGUACAAGGAGGAAAUGAGAAUAGUUGCAUGACUAAAGGGGAUGUUUUUGUAGUUCUUGAAGAGGUCCUAAUUCUUUAUUUUUAUUUUUUUCUGUGGUUGAGGCAGGAUU